AAAAAGCCAAAUUAAGCCGAGUGCAUAGAACCUAGAAUUAAACCAACUCAUUAACAAUAGAAAUGACAGAAUGCUCAUUUUAAUUCUUUAUUGCACUCGAUAGAAAGACGUAAUUGAAGAAGAAAAGUCUAUAUGCACUGAUGUAUUUAACAGCUUGGAAACUUCAAAGGAAAUUUGGACUAGACAACUGUGCAUUUUGUAGAUUAAGAUUUAGAUAAAAAUUAUCUUAUUUGCAUUGCUUGCUUUUCUAAAUAUGCCGCAAUGUAAAAAGCGAUUGGGAAUUUGAGUUGCUCACCGGCUGACUGACUGCUCAGUGGACCGCGUUCUCAUUAAGUAUUCUCUCGAAAUUUGAUGCUAAUAAAUAAUAGAUUAAACUGCCAAAAUAGCACGCCGUAGCGCGAUUAUUUCCAAGCCAUGAUUCGCCUUUCGUCUGUGCCGUCAAUGUGAAGGCAAGUCUAAGCAAAUAAGAUCGUAUUUUGCGACUUCAUCGGCCAAAAAAAUCAGAAGGAUUAAAUUCAAGUUGACGAGAAGAGAAUCAAAGAUUUCGUGUCCUUUGUUUACGAAUCUUAAGGAUCGGGUAAAAAAGAAUCAAAGACGAGCAUUAGCAAAACAGAGAGAAGAUGAAGAUAGAUGCAUCAGUUGUUUACCAUUAUUUAUAUGGUUACCAACCAAUGCGACUUGCAAGUCAAGAAGAUAUAAACUCAUUUCAAUGUCCAGAAAAAGACGCACCGAAGAUAGAUCCCAGUGGUGAUGUUAAGACACAAGGAGAAAUUAAAGUCCAAAGAAAAAUAAGAGCACCGGAUGGGAUAGCUUUGUGCAUAUCGAGCAUACCCGAGGCAAAAUAUGGUGCUUGCGCUUUGCGGGAUAUACCGGCUGGAACGUGGUUUGGCCCUUACGAAGGAAAGCUCGUCAGACGAAACGAAGCUGUUGAAGGAAAAUUGUCGGAGUUUAUGUGGGAGAUUUUUCACGAUGGUGAAGUCAGUCAUUUCCUCGAUGGAUUGAGUCUCCACACGUGGAUGCCGUAUGUGCAAUGUGCGAGACAUAAGAAGGAACAAAAUAUGGUUGUCUUCCAGUACCAUGGUUGUAUAUACUACCGUACCAUACGGGAAAUAGCACCGGGAUCUGAGCUUUUAGUCUGGUAUGAUACAAAAUAUACACAGGUACUGGGCUUGCCUGUGGCCUGGAAUGACAGUAAAGCUUUGAACGCCAAAAGGAAGGUUACUGCUAACAACGCAAAUGAGAUUGUUCGGAAAAAACGUCUUGUAGAGAGGAGCGAAGAAUCCUCCUCAAGUCCUCGCGAGAGGUGCACUGAGAAAGUCCAAUGUUCAGUAACGAGACCAAGCAGUAAGAGUUCCAGCGAUAACCGUCUAGAUGUGGUAUAUAGUCACAAAGACAAAAUAAAUAUUGACAGAACUAGCAUGCACAUUUCACAAUGUACUAUCAAGAGCGAUCCGUCAACUGUAAGCGGUCACCGAAAAUCUGCUCAUCCGCACAGCGUGCAAAGGCAUCACAGUGACAUGCAUUUCCCCCCAGCAACUAGGGGGCUGCAUGGAUCUCCAGCAGCUACAAGGCCAUACCUUGAUAAAUCGAGGCAUUACUACGAAAACUGGCAUCACAUGCAAGCAAGUGAAAAUCAGACCACGCCAUAUUUACCGCAUUUAGAUAAAUCCUUUGACUUGUACCAAUCAGAACAUAAACAAAGCUAUGAGAAGCAUUUUCACCCACAAUUGCCAAUUACUAUGACGUCACAGGUGCAUGAUCUUCAAAAUUAUUACCACUACAAUGCAAUCAAACACGAGGACAUGUGUCGCUUUAGAGAGGCAAAGCCGUCAUUCAGGCCUAUUGCUUGA
Rhopilema esculentum is the source of this 1850-nucleotide messenger RNA. RefSeq lists its product as uncharacterized. Gene Ontology annotation, cellular component: nucleus. Gene Ontology annotation, molecular function: protein binding. The record is from RefSeq and is a predicted model, not a curated record. Gene Ontology annotation, biological process: regulation of gene expression. NCBI's taxonomy places the organism in Eukaryota, Metazoa, Cnidaria, Scyphozoa, Rhizostomeae, Rhizostomatidae.